Molecule: messenger RNA, 941 nt
Organism: Elaeis guineensis (African oil palm)
Lineage: Eukaryota; Viridiplantae; Streptophyta; Magnoliopsida; Arecales; Arecaceae
Source: RefSeq, a predicted model, not a curated record
CCCACCGAAAGGUUCUCCGAGCGUGGGCACGGCUUUAUACCCUUCCCAAUCUAGGCUUCCAUCCAGAAGAGUUCACGGAAUGGACGGUUGAGAUUGGCCUCUCAAUUAAGGUAAACAUUUAUUAAAUUCCCUGGAACAAUGCAUUGAUGCAGCAAUCGAGUGCUUCCAACGGUCGUAUUAUUUUCGAAUUUGAACCUUUCAAGCUCCAAGCAAAGAAAAGUUAGGAAGGAAACUCUUAUCGGCUCCCUGUCUCAAUCUCCCCGUUCCAAGAUUUCAGAGAUCUCUGAAAAUUUUUCAGCUGAGAAUAUCGGAUCCCAUGGAAGGGAGCCAGCAGAGCGCUUUCUGCCCAUACCGGGAAACCGUAACCCUAGAUUCCGGUGUUUUGAGCCCGUCUUUCUGGACGAAAAAUUCAGAGAAGUCUCCCGUAGUUGACGCCGAUUCGACGAUGGGCGUCACCGCCGAUGAUUCUUUUGAUUCGAUGAUCUUGGUUUCUGGGUCGAGGCUAGUCCAGUGCGGGCUUAGGGAGAUGGAUUGCCGAGAUGAUGUUGUAAUGUUUGUGAAUUCUGGUGGCUCUCCAAUAGAAGGACGAGAUUCCCAUAUAAAUUUUCUGGGUGACUCUUAUUUUCGAGGCGGAGAUGUAAUAAAAACCAAUGAGCCGAUAGUUGAAGGGGGUGAUUACCCAUCUCUGUAUCAGUCUGCACGUUAUGGAAAUUUCUGCUACAAGUUUGAAGGUCUUGCACCUGGAGACUAUUUUGUAGAUCUGCACUUUGCAGAGAUAGUUAACACAUAUGGACCUAAAGGAAUUAGGCUGUUUGAUGUUUCCAUGCAAGAAGAGAAGGCAAGGAGACAAAUUUUUGUUUAUUGAUCUUUUUUAUUGGGAUCUAGAUAACCAUUUGUGGAGGUUUCUGAAAGUCUCUUUCCAUGUAAGCAUUGCAGAUACU